Molecule: messenger RNA, 3985 nt
Organism: Cynocephalus volans (Philippine flying lemur)
Lineage: Eukaryota; Metazoa; Chordata; Mammalia; Dermoptera; Cynocephalidae
Gene: FLCN
Product: folliculin
Exons: 13
Coding region: 1492-3306 (604 amino acids)
Biological process (GO): negative regulation of transcription by RNA polymerase II; positive regulation of TORC1 signaling; positive regulation of transforming growth factor beta receptor signaling pathway
Cellular component (GO): cytosol
Molecular function (GO): GTPase activator activity
Source: RefSeq, a predicted model, not a curated record
UGGCACUACCCAUUUUGCCCAGAUAGGCUGGCAGGAGGGACUCUGUGACAGCGGAGCAAGGCCACAGCCAGUUUAGUGCCGAAGGCACUAGAUUAUCACUGUUGUUGACAUCAAGUAAUGGAGUAAUAGUGGCACGUGACGCUGUUUGCCCUUCUAGUGUCAUAUGUCAGGGAAUUCUGUACAUGGAAAUUCAGGUGAGGUUAGUAGAAAUAGAGCCACAGUGUGAGUGGAUCUAGGCUGGCAGUAAUCCACUGCGGAAUUUUUCACCUUGCAUUUGCUGGGAUCUGGGAUGAGGCUUCCUGUGGGGGGCUAGCUAUAGAAGCUGCAUGCUUACUACUGCCUAAGAUCCAUUAUAAUACCUUAUUUAUUUACACUGUGCUUUUAUUUAGUGGCCUCUUUAACCUUCCAUGGUCCUAUAAGAAGACCACAGGAAGGAGGAAUGAAAUAGACUCUCCCAGGGCCAGGGCGCACCACGGGAGUGGGAGGAUGGUGUGGAUGUUGCUGUCCAGGUUCCAGGCUUGGACAGUGUAGGAGGGGGCACUCUCCCUCUUCCAGGAAUUUGAAGGCUUGCUUGGAGUAUGAUGAUGAAGAGACCGUUAGGUGGGGGAAGAUUUAUUUCUUCCUUGGGUUCUGGAAAGCUUGUUGGAAAGGAAGAAUUGUUAGGCAUACUCAGACCAGUUUGUUUUCUUCAGCAAAUGUAUGGUAGAGAUUGGAAUUGGAGAGCGACUAAAGAACUGACCUUACACAGCCCAGAAUUCUGAUUCCAUGUGCGGGGUUAACGUUGAGGCCUCUGUUUUAGUGUGGCACUCAGGUUAAGGAACAUACUUGAUGUCACCUGGCUGCUAAUGGUUAGAGUCAGACUUUUUUCUGACCCAGAUAGUAGGUCUGUGUGACUCCAGGGCUAAGUGUUAUCUAAGAUACCUCCCUGCCUUCCAGUGGCUGUACAGAGCUCUGGCACUCAUGAUCCAGACAUUCAGAGCUCUUGUCAGACAAGUGCUUUUCAUUGAAAAAAAAGAAAAAACUAAUAACAAGAGUAACCCACGUUGAUCCUGGGUGCCGAGAAAUAACUUAGCAACGUUGCCUCUGGUUUUCCUUUCCCAUUUGAGGAGGAGAGAAGAGGAACUUCCAGGCCUGUGGUCUGAAAGGUUUAAUUGGCAUGAUGUGGAUGCUGCCAGAGCAGUCCCCUUAUAACCGAGAGUUGGAAGGAUGGAGACUUUGUAUUUUUUUUUUUUUCAGUGUUUUGUAUUUUCAAAAAAUAUUUGUGCAAUAUAUUCAUAUUUAAUGAGGUUCUUUAUCAAAUAUUGCAUUAGAGGUUUAAGACUUUAGCUAGAACUUUGGCUGCAAUGUCAACUUGAUGUCAGCUGCUGCUCAAAAGCUGACGCAUAUAGGACCACGGGGGAAUCAUCACGUUUGUGAUGUCCUGAUCUGAGACGUCAGGUCUUGGAGUAUGCCAGCUGUUGUCAUGCCUGACUCAUUUGACAGUGGCCUUGCAUGCUCUGGCCUAGGUGGGAUGGUGGAAGUGUGAUUCUGCCAAACAUAAGGCCUCUGGCCAGUCUCCACAGCACCAUGAAUGCCAUCGUUGCUCUCUGUCACUUCUGCGAGCUCCACGGCCCCCGCACUCUCUUCUGCACAGAAGUUCUGCAUGCCCCCCUUCCUCAAGGGGCUGGGAAUGGGGACAGCCCCGGCCAGGGCGAGCAGGCCGAAGAGGAGGAGGGCGGCAUCCAGAUGAGCAGUCGGAUCCGUGCACACAGCCCUGCAGAAGGGGCCAGUGCCGAGUCCAGCAGCCCGGGGCCCAAAAAGUCGGACAUGUGCGAGGGUUGCCAGUCACUUGCUGCAGGACAUCCAGGCUAUAUCAGCCAUGACAAAGAGACCUCAAUUAAAUACGUCAGUCACCAGCACCCUAACCACCCCCAGCUCUUCAGCAUCGUCCGCCAGGCCUGCGUCCGGAGCCUGAGCUGCGAGGUCUGCCCUGGCCGGGAAGGCCCCAUCUUCUUCGGGGACGAGCAGCAUGGUUUUGUGUUCAGCCACACAUUCUUCAUCAAGGACAGCCUGGCCAGGGGCUUCCAGCGCUGGUACAGCAUCAUCACCAUCAUGAUGGAUCGGAUCUACCUCAUCAACUCCUGGCCCUUCCUGCUGGGGAAGGUCCGGGGAAUCAUCGACGAGCUCCAGGGCAAGGCUCUCAAGGUGUUUGAGGCGGAGCAGUAUGGAUGCCCGCAGCGUGCCCAGAGGAUGAACACAGCCUUUACCCCGUUCCUGCACCAAAGGAAUGGCAACGCCGCCCGCUCACUGACAUCCCUGACAAGCGAUGACAACUUGUGGGCAUGCCUGCAUACCUCCUUUGCUUGGCUCCUGAAAGCGUGCGGCAGCCGACUGACCGAGAAGCUCCUGGAGGGCGCACCCACCGAGGACACCCUGGUGCAGAUGGAAAAGCUGGCUGACUUAGAAGAGGAAUCAGAGAGCUGGGACAACUCUGAGGCCGAGGAGGAAGAGAAAGCCGCUGUGCUGCCAGAGGGCACAGAAGGGCGGGAGCUGACCAAGUGCCCCACAGAUUCGUCCUUACUCUCAGAUUGUGGAAACUGGCAGCCCCGAAAGCUGUCGGUCUUCAAGUCCCUUCGGCACAUGAGACAGGUUCUGGGUGCCCCAUCUUUUCGCAUGUUGGCCUGGCAUGUUCUCAUGGGGAACCAGGUGAUCUGGAAGAGCAGAGAUGUGGACCUUGUGCAGUCAGCCUUUGAAGUUCUUCGGACCAUGCUGCCUGUGGGCUGUGCCCGCGUCAUCCCGUACAGCAGCCAGUAUGAAGAGGCCUAUCGCUGCAACUUCCUGGGGCUCAGCCCGCACGUGCAGAUCCCCCACCACGUGCUGUGCUCAGAAUUCGCUGUCAUCGUGGAGGUCCACGCAGCCACUCGCUCCGCACUCCACUCAGUCGGGUGUGAGGACGACCAGUCUCUCAGCAAGUAUGAGUUUGUGGUGACCAGCGGGAGCCCUGUGGCUGCAGACCGAGUUGGCCCCACCAUCCUGAAUAAGAUCGAGGCGGCGCUGACCAACCAGAAUCUGUCCGUGGAUGUGGUGGACCAGUGCCUGGUGUGCCUCAAGGAGGAGUGGAUGAACAAAGUGAAGGUCCUUUUCAAGUUCACCAAGGUGGACAGUCGACCCAAGGAGGACACGCAGAAGCUCCUGAGCAUCCUGGGCGCGUCCGAGGAGGACAACGUGAAGCUGCUCAAGUUCUGGAUGACCGGCCUGAGCAAGACCUACAAGUCGCACCUCAUGUCCACGGUGCGCAGCCCCACGGCCUCGGAGGCUCGGAACUGACCUGCCAGGGCCAUCUGUCUGCGGGGCACCUCUGGAGAAUGGGGGUGGCAGCUCCGCGAGAGGAAGGACUGACCCGCCGGGUGGACCUUGUCUGCCACGGGGGGCCAUCGCAGCCGGCAGUCCCCCUCCCAUGCAGAGUCGUCCACGCCUGCGCACCCUGCUUGGGGCGGCGGGGCCAGGCCCCUCCAGGAUCCAGAUCCCAACCUCAGGAGAACCGUGUGGGCCAGCGGGUGUGGGGAUUCUAGCAGCGGCAUCUGGGCACGUUCCCCUGUGGUUGCAUGUAAGUUAACCUGUAGCUUAACGAUGGAGCCCCUGGUCUGUUUUACACAAAGGUGAUGCUUGCUAAAGUGUCACAUGGAGCCAUCUUAGGUGCUCAACCCUCUGUAAAUGGUGGUGCCCACCUAGUUUUAUUCUGUAUCAGUUUGGCCUUUGUUGUCGUUUCCAGCAUUUACAUUUGCUGCACUUAACAGUUUUCUGAGUGUGGUGAUUGAAGAUAGUUUCAUCAUCCCACCGUACAUUUUUAACACAGAUUCAUGGCUUGGAGGAACUUUCUGGCAGUUUUGAUAAUUUCUUUAUAGUUUUCUUGUUUAAUUUAUAUUUAACAUGACAUAAGUUUAUAUACCUAGGUAUCUGUAUAAUGCAAGAACUUUGAGACACAAUAAAGACGUAUUUUUGUAAA